UGUUCUCUCUGCUUGAGCUGCCACUGCGUUUGUGCCUCUUUUACGCUUUUGUGUGCUCUCCAUCUAGCACAGCCAAAGCUAGCGCAUUUCUCAAUAACCAUGGCGGACAAGGCAGUGACCAUUCGUACCAGGAAAUUUAUGACAAACAGGCUUCUCUCAAGAAAGCAAUUCGUCAUUGAUGUUCUUCAUCCUGGAAGACCUAAUGUCUCCAAGGCUGAGCUCAAGGAGAAAUUGGCGAGAAUUUAUGAGGUGAAGGACCCCAAUACAAUCUUUGUUUUCAAGUUCCGAACUCACUUUGGUGGUGGAAAAUCUACUGGAUUUGGAUUGAUAUAUGAUUCUGUUGAGAAUGCAAAGAAAUAUGAGCCAAAAUAUAGGUUAAUCAGGAAUGGACUUGCUACUAAGGUAGAAAAGUCAAGGAAGCAGCUGAAGGAAAGGAAAAACAGAGCUAAGAAGAUCCGUGGAGUUAAGAAGACAAAGGCUUCAGAUGCUGCCAAGGGUGGCAAGAAGAAGUGAGAGUUUACAGAAUUUUGUGCUAGUUUUAAAACUCAUAUGCAGCUAUGGUCUUCAUUUAAUAGUUUUGUUUUCUCAUUAGGUACUUCCGAAAUGAAAUAUUUUGUUGUCAGUUGGAUGUUGGUGUCAUUGUAUGGCUAGUUAAUUUUAUGAGAUUUGAGUAUUUUGAAGAGGACAGUUUUGAAAUAUUUAAUAUCAAGAGUUUCUGGACA
Molecule: messenger RNA, 722 nt
Organism: Ziziphus jujuba (common jujube)
Lineage: Eukaryota; Viridiplantae; Streptophyta; Magnoliopsida; Rosales; Rhamnaceae
Product: small ribosomal subunit protein eS24z
Exons: 5
Coding region: 100-513 (137 amino acids)
Biological process (GO): translation
Cellular component (GO): ribosome
Molecular function (GO): structural constituent of ribosome
Source: RefSeq, a predicted model, not a curated record